GAGCUCAACUUUUUUUUUGGAAGCCUCUGAAGUAAAUAGCUAAAAGUGGUAAAGUCCUUUGGCAGAAUAUAUCACCGCCUUCCGUAAUAUCACAAGCGUAUACACUAGUGAUCGCAUCGAUAAAAUAAAAUUUCUAUCUAAUAUUCGUUCGUUUGUUCCUCGCACUCGAACAAUACCACAACUUAAUUCCAAAAGUUUUUUAUUGCUAAAUAUGUCCAAGGAAGACAUUCCAUUGAGUAACGAAGGUACUGUUGCCGUCGAGGAUAUUUCUUCCUUGACCAUCCAGGAUCCUGAGUCAUCAGUUGCUACUGAUCGCCCGGAACUUCCCCAUCGUUCUCAUAAUCCAGAAAACAACAUGAAAAGAUCAGACCCCUUUCAGUUUGGUUCUCGAUAUCUCGGUGAACAAGAUAACGUCUUCGAGUUCAAUGCAUGGGACCACGUCGAGACUGAUGAUACUUACAAGGAGUAUGCAGAACUACAAUACGCGAAGCAGCGCGAAGCUCCUGUGUCGGAAUUUGACAAAAGUACGUUUUUUUCUACUUCUCUUGCCCCACAAACACUGUGUUAUCCUUUUGAUACAGUGCUACUAUGACGAUAAACAUAAUUCAUCUGAGGUUACUAGCCUCUGAACGAUACAAAUAUAGCAAUGUCUUUCGCUCCUAUCUGACUGUAGUUCAAAUUCUUGAAAUUUUUCAUGGCUUGUUUCUAUCAACAACUAACAAUUUGUUUCAGAUAGAUUCAACUCCGAUCCCGCAAAAUGGUGGAACAAUUUCUAUAAAAAUAACACUGCCAAUUUUUUCAAAGAUCGCAAAUGGCUCCAACAAGAAUUUCCUAUCCUUUCUCAAGUGACGGAGCCAACCUAUGGACCAGUUACCAUUCUGGAAGUUGGUGCUGGCGCAGGUAACACUGCUUAUCCAAUAUUAAAACAUAAUCAAAAUACUGAAUUGAAAAUCCAUGCUUGCGAUUUCUCCAAGAAAGCAGUGGAAGUGAUACGUGCGAACGAAGCAUAUGACACCAAGAACAUACAAGCAGACGUAUGGGAUGCUGCUGGCGAUGAUCUUCCCCCAGGAUUGAAAGAAAGUAGUGUUGAUGUUGUGAUCAUGAUCUUUAUCUUCUCUGCACUUUCCCCAAGCCAAUGGAAUCGGGCUGUCCAAAAUAUCUUCAAAGUCCUCAAACCAGGUGGUGAUGUGCUAUUUCGGGAUUACGGCCGCGGUGAUCUAGCUCAAGUGCGUUUCAAAAAAGGUCGUUAUCUGGAGGAGAACUUUUACAUCAGAGGGGAUGGAACUCGGGUAUAUUUCUUCGAGAAAGACGAGUUGGUCAACAUUUGGACCGGAAAACUUCCCGAGUCAGACGCUGAGGGCAAAGCCUUAGUGAUAGAACAAGAUAGUGGCUUCGAUGUAAUUGAUUUAGGCGUGGAUAGAAGGUUACUGGUUAAUAGAGCCAAGGAACUAAAGAUGUAUAGAUGCUGGAUGCAAGGCCGGUUCAAGAAGAAGAGUUUGCCUAUCACCAAUUCAAAGUAAAUUUUUCAUCCAUGAUGUAUAAUUCAUACUCUAUUGCCAUUUCUGUGCCAUAGAAUGAUACUAGUUGUGUCAUAUUGAGGGUGUUCAUCAUAGCUCAGUAAGGAGUUGGAGUAUAAAUCUCUGUGC
Sclerotinia trifoliorum is the source of this 1646-nucleotide messenger RNA. The record is from the annotation of a GenBank genome assembly. NCBI's taxonomy places the organism in Eukaryota, Fungi, Ascomycota, Leotiomycetes, Helotiales, Sclerotiniaceae.